This is a messenger RNA of Pelmatolapia mariae (spotted tilapia), 5219 nucleotides long. RefSeq names its product P2R1A-PPP2R2A-interacting phosphatase regulator 1. The transcript is spliced from 9 exons. The coding region runs from base 835 to 1500 and encodes 221 amino acids. Gene Ontology annotation, molecular function: protein serine/threonine phosphatase inhibitor activity. NCBI's taxonomy places the organism in Eukaryota, Metazoa, Chordata, Actinopteri, Cichliformes, Cichlidae. The record is from RefSeq and is a predicted model, not a curated record.
AUUCUUCACUAAAUUAAAGGCAUUUAGAUUUUUUUAGUGUAUUAAAUAUCGGUGGAUCUUAUGUUAAAGUGUGGAAAUGCUUGUCAUGUAUGAUAAUCUUUGAGUUUUGGAGGAAGAAACAGGACAGAACUUUUUAUGUGUUUGCAUGGCAGGCUGCAGUUCCCCCUGUGGCCGGCCGGCGGCGCUGUUUCCAAAGUUGGCGAACUGCCUGUAUUUGGUUGAAGGACUAUGUUGUAAAAAUCUUUCAAACUGUUAAUUUUCGGAGUUUUCGCGACUCCUCCGCAGGAGUGCUCGGUGGGUUCGGGGCCGGCGUGACCGCCUCUUCCCGGGGACAGGCGGACCUUCCCGCCUCGGACCGUGUGGCGCGGGUGCUUAGCGGUUUUCUGAUCUCUGGAGGUUUUUGCUGUUAGCUCCGCAGCUAAUCCUAAAAGUCGCAUCAGCUGUGCGGAUUAAAAGUUUCCCCACAAAGCCAGGCCCAGGAGGAGGCUCUGCUGGGCACAUUUAGGGAACUUUAUCGCGGCUGUUGCUGCGUAUUUUUCGCGGUUUUACGCAGUCGUAAAAAAUAACGUUAGCGGCGCAGCAAGUGAAGCCAGCUGCGGGUCAUAAAUGUCGCCGUGGCCCGCAGUCACACGCGGAUAAUAAGGUUUUCGUGAGGAGAUGCGAUAAAGAAAGGCGAGCUUCGCUGUUCUGCCCGCUGACUCGGCGGCUCUGGGCUUGCUGCUAGCGAGGCCUGCGGGUCGGGCUUCCACCGGGCUCGAGUAGAGCCCAUAGCCGCCGUCAAGCGGUUGAAGGCCGGCAGACGGCGCAGCCGCAGUCGGGCCUGUGGACCAAAGUAUGGAACGGAUGGAAGUGGACCAGUGCGCAGGCGCAGGAGGCGGGGCACUUCGCAGGUCGAACAGCGCCCCCAUGAUCACGAGUGUCAGUGACGGGAUGACGGUCUUCAGUCCCGUGUCCUCGGCUCGGUACAGACGCAGCAGCAUCUCCAUCAACCCCAGCUGUCCCUCGCAGCUCGUCCCUCUGUCUCCUUUCUCUCUGACCGGAUACAGACUCGACCACAAGAGGCAGGAGGAGAACACAGAGAUGACACUCAGAGGGACUCUGCAGAGACUCGGUCCUUCCAGUCUGGUCCCAGUUCCUCCAGUCAGCCAGUGGCACAACCACACAUCAGUGUGGUUUCCGUCACACGACAGCGGCGUCACGCCCAACUCAUCCCCAAGUCCUACCAGGAGGUUCAGACCUGCGGUCAGCACCACGGUGAGGUGGCCGGCGUUGACUCCGCUGAAGAGGAAAGGGGGGGUGGAGUCAGAUGGACCCCCAAAGAAGCUCUUUGUUGCUGGGGUGACAGACCCCACCCACCACAGCAGCUACACAGUUAGCGUCUCUCAGUCAGCGGCAGACUCUCCUCCUGUGGGAGGGUCCAUUCCUCAGUCCCACCCCCUGUCUCUCUCGCCCCCACCCUCCUUCACCCCCUUCACCUCCCACCAGCACCCUGGACACUAAAGACCACCUCACCUCCAGUCCCGACCCCGUCACAGUGGGCGCAGACCGACCGUCAGCAGCUGGAGGAACUUCAACCUUCAUCACAUCGUAAAUCUGUUCCAGUCAUCCACCAGUGUCCCUGUAAGCCCCGCCUCUGUAGAUUUCCAGCUGUCCCCAUUGGCUGAUUGAAGAUUCAUCUCCACAAUCAUGUCACUUUGUGGCUCCGCCCCAUAUGCAGGCCACAACCACUGCCAUCAAACAGUGCCGAGAGGACUCGACAUCAGUGACAUCAUGAAGUAAACUCGGGAAACUUUGUAGAAGGUCUGAAGACACGCUGGUUGUGUAAUCGGGCUGAAACUUGGAGUGAAGGGGAUUGUGGGUAAUCCUUACGUGAACAUCCAGCAGAAAUUAGGACUGAAGAAGAAAGAGGAAAAGCCAGAGGAUGUCCCAUUCUUUGGCUUCCUUUCUUUAAAAACACGUUGAAGAGUUCCUUUGGAUCCUGAGACGGAUCUCGGCUCGUGGAAGGGUGAAACCUCGGGGCUCCUGUCCAAACGGACCAAUCGGCUGAUGCUGUUCACGAAGUUCCUGUUUCUCUGUGGUUUAUUAUUGAGAUAGUUCAAAUGAGGUCCUGAGUUGUAUUCAGGACUUAAACGCAGACCGCUGCCCGGACGGUCUUUGGAGGCACUUCAGGAACAUUUGAAUUCCUCUUCAAUCGACGGGAUUGGAAUCAAACUUGGAAACUUCAGCAGAACUUUUGUUUCCUGAAGUUGCUUUUGUAAAAUCUCAGAAAUCUUUCUGUAAGGAAGACAUAGAAAUGAUGAGGUUUAUUUAGACAAGAGGAAUUCAUGAGUGUUCAUGAUCAUCUGGACUCACAGCACUUCAUCGAAUCAAGGAUCAUUCCCAAUCCCAAAACCACUUGAAGGCGGGCUGAAGCUCUGCCUCUGAACAAAACGUCAGCCUUCGAAGACUUUUUGUGUUUUAAUGAAAACUUCCAGUUAUGGAUGAGAUGGAUCCUUCUGGUUUUGUCAGAUCUCAGUUGGAGAUUUCGUCACCGGAUACGAGGCCGUUUUUUAAGCCAGUCUCCAGUAAGAGUAGAGGUGGUUUCUUGUUAAUAGUGUAUCUAUAUGUGAAUACUUUGAGCAGCUGGUGUGCGCUGACCUUCCUUCGGCCUGCAGGGUUUGAUUGUACAUAUUGAACCUGCAGAAAGAAACCGUGCUCUUCCUCCUCUGAGAUACAUUUAUGAUUGAACUCGUUCAACCCACUAAAGUUAUUUUGCUUGAGACCUGACCUACAGAGAGUUUAGAGUAUUGAGUGCUUCCUGAGGCCGUUUGACGGGGGAAGGUAGACUGUGCAGGUACAGGCCCCCAUAAAGAGAGGGGCCGGUCAGUUCUUCAGUGUUAGCAGCAUUCAGUUACAUGAAAGGAUUAUUUUAUGGAGAAAGCUCACUGACACCAAAGCAAACAGUUACCAACAUCAGUUCACUUGAUGUGGUUUUGGAUGUAUGUGCCGUGUGGUGUUACCAUGGAGUAUUAUCCUCGUGGUGCAGCAGUCGUAACGCCGGCCUGCAGUGUGAACAGUUGUAUGUGCUGCUGAAGGCUCGCCGUGCUGAAGGACCCGUCGAGGCUCCAUAAGGUUCAAAGUUCACGCCGCAUGUCAGUGAGCAGGUUUGUGCCGUAAGAAUAUUCCUGCUGGAAGCACCAAUUCACCGGUCUGGAUAUAAUGAUGUUCCUGUGAUGAUGUGAGCACAAAGCUGAGGUCAGGUCAGGGGUCAGAGGUCGGAGGCGGUGCUUUAUGUGGUCGAGCUGCAGUUCUGCUUCCAGCGUUUGCACAGUGUUGUAUAGUUUCCUACGAUCACUCAUCGUGCCUGAACAUGUCUUCAUUUGGGAGGAGCGGCGGUCGGGUCAAAGGUCAGGCCUGAGGUUUCAGUGAGACGUGUUUGUAAAUAGAGUCUCUAUAAGCUCUUUGAUGAAGUGUCUUUAUUCCCAGUUAAAGAGAAAGACCCGCUGAACGUUGGUCGCCAUCGGCGACGCAGACACAAAAGCUUUGUAGUUUUUUUUAGAGGCAGAUUUUUUUUGCCGUCACCACUUUGCACAGUUUGACCAUUUUAUCGUCCUUUCAUUCAGAGACUGAUGACAUAACCUCGUGGAAGGAGUGCUGUCCAGUUCUGCUGCUUUUUCUGUUCUUGCUUUAUUGUCACGACUCUGAGUCUGUCCUGUUCCAGACGAACGCGCUCUCACAUGGCGGCUCAGGGUUCGUGAGCAGGCCCACACCAAAGUCUUCACCUGCUAAAAUGUCUAAAAGGAAAAAAAAACUAUUAUUUCAAUUUUUAAAAAAGCAAAACGUGUCAAAAAAGAUUUAAAUCAGACAUUUAAUGAUUCUUCUGCAGCGUUUUUCAUGCAGUUUGUCUGAAUCAGGAUUCAUUUCCAGUUUGAAGCGUUUGAAGCAGGACAGACUUUCCUCAGAGGUCACGACACGCUGCCAAAUUCUAGUCGCUGUACAGACAGACCGUAGCUUUAAGACAACUUCCUGUGUGUGUGUGUGUGUGUGUGUGUGUGUGAGUGAGUGAGUGAGUAAGAUAAACUUUGCACAAACGCCAUCCCAUGCUGUCAGUAGCUCUGUAGAGAGGUGGUGUUAUGUAGCGGGACAGAAAUGUGACGGACUCGGGUUUAAACGUCUUUGGUGUUUCAUUGUCGAGACUCUCGUCCUGCAGGUGUCUGAAGUCCAAAAUCAUGUUUUUAUUUUUAUAUGUGAUGCACGUGUCCAGUGUGAUUGGAGGUUUUCGUGUUUGACAUGAAGCUUUUAUCCGUUACAGCCCGACACAGACAGAUUUUUAUGCAGAGGCGAGGCUGUGAGCGCUGUCCUCAGAGAGGUAUUUGCUGAAAGUUUUUCAGUAUUAAAGGAGUAUUUCACUCUGGCAGAGCGCCGAGAGUCAAACGUCAGAAAUGACCCUGGGGGGGCCCCGUAGUUCCCCCGCCUCCAUCACACUGUAGAGUUUCAGUUUGACAGCAGCUCAGGUCCAGUUCGCUCAGGCUUCACCUUCAUCUGAGUCUCCAUCAGUGGAUGGAGUCCUCUGAGUUCCAACAAACAAAACAGCCUGUGUGGAAAUAAUGUUUUGGCUCAGCCUGACACCACAGCGCCACCUUCAGGGCCCAAACAAACUACACCCUAACUACUGGGUUUUCAAACUGCAGAGGUGUCGCCUGUGAUCAUGUGACCAAGACUUCCCUCGUAAGUCACAUGGUAACAGCUGGCUGAUACCUGUGUUUCAGUAAACAGGCUCCGCCUCCAUGAACAUCAUGAGCCGAGAGCGACCUUCAGCUGGUUUUGUUUUUACUCGCACGCUCAUCAGCAACAUGAAAUAUUUCACUUUUUAAUGAAGAUAAAAGCCUGUUUUUAUUUUUCUGAAAUUAUGAAAGUCGGCGAAGGACCAGAGUGAGAUACGACUUUAACAAAAGGGCUGCUAAGAGUUUUAUUGUUGAGGACAAAGGGAACUAAAAGCACAUCAGUCACACGUUCACGUGUAAAUACUUGGACUUCUCUACGCGACACGGAUGAGACGAUGUAUUUUUAUGCAACUGAAACAUUAAAGUCUAUAUUCAAGUGUUCAUUCCCUCGAGACGAUCUCACGGCUGUACGAGAAAAAGAACGACUUUUUAGUGGAAACUGUUCAUGUACACACUAUAAAUAUAUAUAUUAUAUUGUAUAUGAAAAAUACCAAUAAAAGAACGUCUGUACCUUCA